Messenger RNA from Boleophthalmus pectinirostris (great blue-spotted mudskipper), 2326 nucleotides. RefSeq names its product regulator of G protein signaling 18 (gene rgs18). NCBI's taxonomy places the organism in Eukaryota, Metazoa, Chordata, Actinopteri, Gobiiformes, Gobiidae. The record is from RefSeq and is a predicted model, not a curated record. The coding region runs from base 113 to 823 and encodes 236 amino acids. The transcript has 5 exons.
CACGCUACAUACAGGAAGUAAAGGUAUAGGAAAUCAGAAGCACGCUGUGUUUAUAAAAAGUGUCCUAUUUGUGGCCUAUAGCGAGUCAUUCACCACUGAGGCUUAAAUCAGCAUGGAGACACUACUUUUUCUAUUUCCUCAAUUCAACUACAUGGCCCCAAAGGAGGAAGCCUAUUUCAAAACGCUUGGGCCACAAGAGUUUCUGCAGGCGACAAUGAAGGAAGAGUGUAGCAGACAUAAAGACAAGGAGCGAAAAAGCAGACUCAGCCUUUUUCUCACCAAGUCCGGCUCUCAUGAAAAUGUCAGUCCUCAUAAGAAAACCAAUACACCAUCCAGAAACAUCUCAGCAGAAUCCGCUUUGAAAUGGAGUGACUGCUUUGAAGAAGUCAUGAAGGACUCAGAUGGAGUGGAAGUCUUCUCUGAGUUCCUCAGGUCAGAGUUCAGCGAGGAAAACAUGGAGUUCUGGUUGGCGUGUGAGGAUUACAAGACCAUUGACUCAGAGACAAAGCUGCUCUCCAAAGCCAAAUAUAUCUACACAGUAUUUAUCGAGUCAGACGCUCCAAAAGAGGUAAACAUUGACUACAGCACCAAAAUGGCCAUUGAGCGGAGCAUAUCUCAGCCCACGAAGAGCUGCUUUGACGCUGCUCAGAAGAAAGUGUACACCCUGAUGCAAAAUGACUCAUACCCCAGAUUUCUGCACUCUGACCUUUAUCUGCAUUUGACCCGGAGGAAGGGUCCUGGGGGUCCCAUGUUCCGCCGGAGGUCACGGUCCUGUGUGUUCAAUGAGAGAGGUGAGGCCACAUCUGGAUCCUCGGCCUGGUAGAAUUAUAAGUGUUUGUAACUGCAGGCUCUAAGUGGAUUAUCUCACUGUUCACAUAUGACCCACGAAGUGUAUCAGAAUACAGCCACUCUCCAGAGAAAAGCUAAGACACAGUAGAGAACUCAAAAGGUCACCAAAAUGUCUACAUCGGGGCUUUAAUCUAAUGUUAAUAUCAAUCCCAACUUUCAGCUUUAAGUAUAAUGCUAACUACAGCAUCAGUCGCCUCCCAGGGCUUAUUAUUGUUGAUUUAACCAACAGAAAGUUAGAAAAUCAAACAAACUUUCAGGCAUGAAGCAGCUGUGUCAUAAGCUCUUGAGAAAGCAUUGGAGCCAAUCUAAAAUACAUGUUCAAUCAUUUUUAAGGGUUCUGUUAGUAUAAUUGUAAUGUUUAAAGGUGCACUGUGUAACUUUUCUGGUGGACUGUCUGUGCCUACCUGUUUUUCUCCCUAGCGAUUAUAUUGCUUUGACUAGCACAAAGCAAGGCAAAGGAAUAGCACAAGCCAUGUUACUUGUCUGAUCUAUGGAGUGGUGGACCUGCUCAUUCUAUUGUUUGAAUGCAUGUUUUUCGAUAUAUUUUUGAGCAAUAACAACAUAAUAAUGAAAGUAAAUAAAUGCCAAAUAUAAAUGUUUAGGGCCAUACUUAGGAACAUUCCAAGCAAAGCAAUAACUUCUCUAUGGAGACAAGAAAGUAGCAAACCCUCUGUGGAAAAGUUACAAAGUUAUUCUGUAUUAACAUCAAAAUUUAACUCCAUUUGCAUUUGAAUCAGACUUCUCCUCUCUCUUUAUGUACUGUAUUUAUGGACCAUCAAAUGAACAGAUAAGGUUAUUGUAUUGUUGCAGUCCUUUUUGUCUUUUUAUUUCCUUUAUGAAAAAACUAGCUGUUUUGUAUUAUUUAAAUUAUAUUGUAUGAAGUAUCUUCUCCACAGCUUUGAAUUGAACUGAACCAUAUAAACUGUUGUCAUAUUGUUGGGAAUGCUUUUCAUUGACAAUUAUAUUACAUUUCCUAUAGAACAUGUAUGUAUGUAAGUGUACAGUAUUCCCUGCAGUAAUAACAUGCACAUAUAUACUAUUGCAGUGUGGUGUAUAAACCAUAUAACUACUGCUUUGUGCUCAAACUAAUUCUAAUGAAGCUUUAGUGCCAUUAAUUAGCCUGAAUCACUCACACUAAAUGUGACAAACGAGGCUAUCAUUAUUACACCAGGGGAAAAUUGAGUUUGUAGUGCAGACCCCCUUUUCUCUUAUUCACUAAAGUGUGCAGAUUUUAUGAACUCCCACUUCCCCUGCUGGAAAAAUCUAUUCAUCAUACUCUGCCUUCCUACGUACAAUGCAGCCAAAGACCUAUUGUAAUGUGUUUAUACAGUAGGCUCUGCUUUACCUCAACAGAGAUCAUUAUCACUAUGCGCAUGUGAUCUUAAAGCCCACAUUACAGUCAUUCUGCAAACACCUGCACUACAAACCUCACUGUUCGCAAUAUGAAUCAAUAAAGACCCCAGGCCCCAAUGCAAAA